This is a messenger RNA of [Candida] anglica, 2279 nucleotides long. NCBI's taxonomy places the organism in Eukaryota, Fungi, Ascomycota, Pichiomycetes, Serinales, Debaryomycetaceae. The record is from the annotation of a GenBank genome assembly.
CGAGGUAUACUCAACUUAAGCUAGGUCUAUUGAAAGCUUGAACUAAACAGACCAGGCGGGUUCACGCAGGAGUUUGUAUUGAGGCACCAAAAAAAAAAGUAAUUUAUUAGGACAUAAAAAAAAAAUAAAAAUUGUUAGGGGCCAACAAAUCAAAUAGAACUGAGAGUACUAAAGAUUUGUAACAGAAGGAGAAAUAAAAAAAACAUAUUCAAAUAGAAAUAUCUAGGGUCGAUCAUUUCACCUAUAGAUUGUAUAUGGGAAAAGUUGCCACCACAUUAUGGAAACUUUAGAACUUCGAUUUGGAUACGAGCCCAAGACAAACAGUAGGGCGUUAAACGAAGUAUUGAUAAAUUUAUGGAAAGUUACUAGUAAUCCUCAUUUGGAGUUAUUAGAAGGAAAUACCACCUCGAAUUCAUAUAAACGUCUCAACUAUCGAACGUGGAGAUUACUAAAUACCAAUAAGCCGGAAUUAAUGGUUGAGAAAUCUUUUACAAGUAUAUUAAAAUCAGACACCAUGUUGUCAGAUGGUGUACCAGCGGAGAGCCAGUAUUUAUCGAAGCGAACUUCCUUAUUUCUGGAUACUUCUAAAACUACAUUAUUUCUGCAUAGUUCCAAAAGUUUAAAUGGCAGUGCUGGUUCACCUGAGACUACUGAAAUUUCUGAUAUUUCCGACAUUUCGGAAGAAGAAGAUGCUGUAGAAGAGGAUGAUUAUUAUGAUUCAAGUGAAGAAGAACAAGAACAAGAAGAAGUACAAGAAGAAGUACAAGAAGAAAAAGAAGAGGGUAAAGAAUCUGUAGUACGGGGAGAAGAACCUUUAAAACGAUCUACAACUUCAUUUGUUCGUGGGUUUUCCCCAAAUAAUUCAUCAUCUAUAUCACAAUUUACUACUCAUCUUUUACAGAGAAAUCAUGAAAAGAAUACAAAAGUGUUUUAUAUAGCGAAUUCUCCAUCACCUCCACAGAAAUCUGGGAAAUCUCCGAGUGAUUUAACACCAGGACAUCCUACUACCUCAACGGAAGAUGAAGGUCGCACCAGAAGUGAUUCAUUAUUCCAAGGGAAUGAAGAGAGAAGUAGGAAACAAAAUGGGAUCCUGAGUCGUAGAGAAUCUUGUUCAUCUACAGAUAUCUCUGAAAAUGAUAAUGAUAAUGAAAGUGAAUGGUUAUCUGUAUCAUCUGAAGAUGAACAAGAUACCAUACAAACGAAGAAACAAGAAGAAUUGGUAUUCAAUAAAAGAGUUGUAGAUAUACCUAGUCAUAACAUACCAAUUACAAAUGGGAAAAGCGAUAUUAAGGACAAAUCUAAUAGUGUUGGAAGUGGAUCAUAUUCUCAACCAAGAUCUUUAUUAUCUGGUUUGUUUUUAAAUAAAAUGGCAGAUGGUGACUAUGGGAAACCUUCAUUAUUAAAAAGAGCAUCAACUCUGGAUGUUAUGCGAGCAAAUAAUGGAGAAAGACCAUCAAUACUCUUCAGUAAAAGACAUAAUUCACUUAUUAAUAUUGGACUGAAUUCUGUUGGAAGACUGGGUGGAGGGAAUGAAAAUGAAAUGGAACCUAUAGUUGGAAUUUCCGAUUUCAAUGUAGUUAAGCAACCCAGUUUGAGAUCAUUAUCAGUCAAUUCGAAUUCUACUGUAAAUAUGAUUCAAGAAGAAGAAGGUGGGACUGGAUCCUUUGAUAAUGUACCUGAAACUUUAUCAUCAAGUUUGAAUAAAUAUUCAAAUUCAAUUAAUGGUGGAUCAUCAUCAUUAUCAAUCAAUAAUCUUCUUCUGAAAAGUUCCAAAAAUAUUUCUGGAUUAUUCCAUUCAUCUAGAGCUGGAGAAAUCCCGACUCGAAGAAGUUUCAUGAAUGGGUUGUUUACUAAACGAACAGCUGAUAAUGAUGAUGAUAAACUGCCUCUGUUAGGAUCUGACAGUGGAUCUGGUGAAUCUAAAUCAAGUCCAACUGGAGUUGAUUCUGGUUCUAAUAAGGAGAACAAAACAAAUGUAAAUAAACAACAAAUAAAACAAACGGUACUUGUUGAAGGAACUUCACCUAAUAGUGCAAUGGAAAUUUUACAUUCAAUCCCAAAGAAAACAACAACUCAAUCACCAAAGAUAACUAAGACAGGACCAUAUUUGUCCUCAGAGCUAAGUGAGUCUUUGAAAGACUCGAUAAAAAUCGACUACAAAUUAGGUAAAAUACCAUUACCAGAAAAGAUUGUUAAGAACAUCAAUAUAGAAAAGGUGUAUAUUGAAGAUGUUGAUGCGGAUGACUAUCAUUCAAAAGGUUGGUAAAAAGGAACGGGCU